Nymphaea colorata (pocket water lily) is the source of this 2479-nucleotide messenger RNA. RefSeq names its product beta-amylase 1, chloroplastic-like. The record is from RefSeq and is a predicted model, not a curated record. NCBI's taxonomy places the organism in Eukaryota, Viridiplantae, Streptophyta, Magnoliopsida, Nymphaeales, Nymphaeaceae. Bases 494 to 2266 code for a protein of 590 amino acids. The transcript is spliced from 4 exons. Gene Ontology annotation, biological process: polysaccharide catabolic process. Gene Ontology annotation, molecular function: beta-amylase activity.
ACGAACACAGAGGAGUAGCCGCGAAACGCGAAGAAGCGGGUGCGCCACGUCAUCGACGUACAGUUUCCGACACGUGUCGUGGUUUCAGGCGCCUAUUGGAGCCCAAUAAGCAUAGCGUGGUGCAUAAAAGGACACGAUUGGACACGUGUCGUCCAGCGGAUAAACUUACAUGCUCCUCGGAAGAUGGCGUAUGGCUUCGAAACGAAGCUUCUCGCCCCUCAAAAGAGAACCGUCCGAUGGGAACCUUGGGACACGUAUGGUCACGUGUAGGGCCGAGAUGCGUUGGGAUCCCGAGGGAGGCGCUUAUAAGAUGGAGAGGCAGAGCCGGUGGAGGCCCAACCAGUGGGAAAGAUUCGCCAGGGAAAGCGCAACCCAGGAAAUCAUUUCUCUGCAUUCCGUUUCGCAAGGGAAAACGAGAACUAGGAAAGAGUUUUCUCGUCUUCACUGUUGAUCGUCGCCAGACCAUUCUGAGAGCUUAGCCCCGCGCGUGGACAUGGCCUGUUUCGGGCUCGCCCACCAGCUCAGGUCUCUCUGCGGCGCUCCCGUCCAUCACCCCGACGCCACGAAGUCGCAGGCCGUCUCGGACGCGCCUGCGCUUGCAGCCACGGCGAUCUGGAGGCCGCCGGCGGCCCCCCUACUCCGGGGCCGGGUGCCGGACCUAGUCUCGCCCCCAGUGAGUCCUCGCUGCUCGUCGGCACCGUCGGAGGAGUGGCUCCGCCGCGGGCAGAUGCGCCCGGACCUCACCGCCGCCUGCCUAGCGUUCGACGAGGCGGACCUGGAAGAGGUGGUGGCCCCUCACGCGGCGUCGAAGGGGAAAGGCGGGGAGGCGGCCGGCCAGAGCGGGGUGCCGGUGUUCGUCAUGCUCCCUCUGGACAGCGUGAGGCCGAACCAUGAGGUGAACCGCGGGAAAGCAAUGAACGCGAGCCUGAUGGCGCUGAAGAGCGCCGGCGUGGAGGGGGUGAUGGUGGACGUGUGGUGGGGGCUGGUCGAAGGGCAGGAGCCGGGGCGCUACAACUGGUCCGGCUACGCCGAGCUGUUCGAGAUGGCUCGUCGCCACGGGCUCAAGGUCCAGGCCGUCAUGUCCUUCCACCAAUGCGGGGGCAACGUUGGGGACUCCUGCACAAUACCGUUGCCGAGGUGGGUGGUGGAAGAGAUUAACCGGGACUCGGACUUGGCGUACACCGAUCAGUGGGGGAGAAGGAACUACGAGUACGUGUCGUUGGGGUGCGACGAGUUGCCGGUGUUGAGGGGGAGGACGCCCGUGCAGUGCUACUCCGACUUCAUGAGAGCUUUCCGUGACACUUUCUCCCACCUUUUGGGUGAUACCAUCGUGGAAAUUCAAGUGGGUAUGGGCCCGGCCGGCGAGCUAAGGUACCCUUCGUACCCGGAAUUGAACGGGACGUGGAAAUUUCCUGGAAUUGGCGCUUUCCAAUGCUACGACAAGUACAUGGUGAGCAGUUUGAGGGCGGCAGCAGAAGCGAUCGGGAAGCCGGAAUGGGGCCACGGCGGUCCGAGCGACGCCGGACACUAUAACAACUGGCCGGAGGACACCCCCUUCUUCCGGAAAGAAGGCGGGUGGAACAGCCCCUACGGCGAGUUCUUCCUCUCUUGGUACUCCCAGCUGCUUCUCAACCACGGCGAGCGGAUACUCUCCUCCGCGGAGGCCAUCUUCCGGGGCACCGGUGCCAGGCUCUCCGCCAAGAUAGCCGGCAUCCACUGGCACUACGGCACCCGCUCCCACGCCGCCGAGCUCACCGCCGGCUACUACAACACCCGAUUCCGCGACGGCUACAUCCCCAUCGCCAAGGUGCUGGCUCGCCACGGCGUGGUCUUCAACUUCACUUGCAUCGAGAUGAAGGACUACGAGCAGCCGCAGGAGGCGCAGUGCUCGCCGGAGGGAGUGGUCCGGCAGGUGGUGCUGGCGACGCGGGAGGUGGGCGUGCCGCUGGCCGGCGAGAACGCGCUGCCGCGGUUCGACGAGUCGGCGCACGACCAGAUCGUUCGGUCUUCGUCUCUCCGGAGCUUCUCCGGAGACGGGAAGGCCGGGCGGGGAGAGGAGAGCCGCGGCGCCAUGUGCGCCUUCACCUACCUAAGAAUGACUCCCCACCUGUUCGAGCCCGAUAACUGGAGGCGGUUCGUGGCGUUCGUGAAGAGGAUGAGGGAGUCCGGUAAGUGCUGGGAGCAGGUGCAGCGGGAGGCCGAGCCGUUCGUGCAGGCCUCCGAGCCCUUGGUCCGUGAGGCGGCGGGUGAGCUCGUUCGUGGUUGAUGCCCGGUUCGGUUUGCUGGGGUUCGACUUGGUGUUUGCUUGAUUUUGCAACAUAACGUGCCUCCCUAGGAGGGGCUGCACCUGGGUGGGUGCGUCCGACUUGGCGCGUGUCCUGGGUUUUUGAGGGACAUGGCCAUGUGGCACACCCUUGAUUAGAAUACAAGUCUUCCUACCCAGGAAGAAUAUAAAAAAGAAUGGAACAGUUUCUUCCAA